This is a messenger RNA of Magnusiomyces paraingens, 951 nucleotides long. RefSeq lists its product as uncharacterized. Gene Ontology annotation, molecular function: lipase activity. Lineage: Eukaryota; Fungi; Ascomycota; Dipodascomycetes; Dipodascales; Dipodascaceae. Gene Ontology annotation, cellular component: membrane. The record is from RefSeq and is a predicted model, not a curated record. The transcript has 2 exons. The coding region runs from base 1 to 951 and encodes 316 amino acids.
AUGACUUCAAGUCCAACAGCAGCUCCGUUACUUAAUGCACAGAAUAUUGUCGAUUUGAGCUUCACAACUUCUUCAACUCCAGUUCGUGAUGGCAUCAAUUUGUUUGUUAAGACCUGGCAUGUUCCUGAAGGAACCCCUCGUAAAAGUGUCAUCAUUUAUAACCACGGGUUUGCAGAAAAUACCGAGCUGUACAACGAGUUUCUGCCCCAUUUGGCGUUUGCAGGUCACGAGGUGGUUGUGUAUGACCAGCGCGGGGCAGGCCAAACAUCGCCAGGCAAACUCUAUGCGCUGACCAAUGAAGAUUAUGUUUUUUCAGACUUGGAUACAUUGAUUGAGUCUGUGACUAAAGACUACAAGGGCCCAUUGUUUUUGUCAGGACAUUCUAUGGGUGGCAGUAUCACGCUUAACUACGCCAUUAAGGGCAAACACCGGGACCUAAUUACAGGGUACUGGGCUAUUGCACCAAUGAUUGUGCUGCACCCCAAGUCACAGCCCAACGUUUUUCAGCGGCUGAUGUUACGUGUGGGGUCUGCAGUUGCGCCUAAUUUCCGUGACCGGGCACCGUUGGCGAUUGAUUACAUUACACACGACGAACGAUGGAAGAAGCGGUUUUCAAGCGAUGAAGCGACGCGAGUUGUAUGUUCAGCUGGACAGAUGAGUGACGCCAUUAAACGCGGGACCCGGUUGACGGACCCUGAUUAUGUGGCAAAGUUUGUUGCGGGUAAGCCGGUGGCGAUUUUCCAUUCGACAACAGACUAUAUUAAUGACUUUGCUGGGUCGGUGACCUUUUUCGAUUUGCUUCCUAAGAGUGUGCCGUACAAGAAGCUUUACCGGUACACGGAUAUGGCUCACUCUCUGCCUCAUGAGACGCCGGACCGUUCAGCACAGGUUUUCCAUGACAUUUUGGAGUAUGUGGAUGGUGUUGUGGAUGGGUCAGUUGGAGAUAAUUGA